AUGCCAGAAGCGGAUGCAUAUGCAAUGAUGGCGCAGAUUCAGUGGACGUUCGAGAUUGUUAUUGGAUUAUUAUCUUUUGCAGUCAAUAUCUACAGCUGGCGCAAGUUCAAACAAGUGCAGACCUUCAGCUUGAACUUGAGGUUCAUGUUGGUGAGGGAUUUUGGAUUCAUUCUUUUGGAGUUUAGUUUUGGUUAGAUAAUUAGAUAAGUCAUCAUUUUUGCUUAUACUGUACUUAUGUAGGCCUUUAGAGAUAACAUUUUUUACAGCGUUAAAGAUUUUCAUUGUUUUCCCAAUUUUUAUUUGCAUAAUUCAUGAUGACAUUCAACCUUUUCAGAGGCAAAUCUCAUUUCUUGGUUCUGCUGUCGCUCUAACUCAUCCGAUCCUCUGUUCAUUGCCUUCGGAUUUCUACGCAUAUGACACAGCAGCCAAACGCACACUUUUUCUUUACUUUUUACAUUUCAUUUGCAACAUUUGUUUGACCGUGAACGACGUCAAACAUUUGCUUAUCGCCGUGGAACGACAUUAUGCGCUCAAAUAUCGGACCACCUACGAAAACAGGGAUAAUUUAGUUGGAAAAGUGCUGUUUUACGGAGUUGUAAGUCAAAUGGAUUUGGGAUUUUUGCAGGAAAAAUGAAGAAAAUUUAUGAUUUUAGAUGUCCGUUGCUACAUUAAUAUUUUCUGCACGAGCCGUUUUCUUUUUAUUCUAUAACAGCGAAAACAUCCCUUUGGAUGUGAGGUUACAUCGCUCUUUUGUUUUCGAAGGGAGUAUCUACUUUUUUACCGUAAUGUAUGGAGUGGCUUCGAUUUCAGUGGUGGCUGGAAUGGUGGUAAGUCUACAAAAUUUCCUAGAAUCCUCCCAUAUUUUCAUGCAAAUUUUUGAUCGAGAUUAUGACUUUUUUAGAAGCUCUCUUACAUCCAAAAGACCGUGCAGACUCUCCACUACACAGGUGACUCCCUAUCCGAGCGCUUUCUGCUCAAAGAGAUGACCGUAGUGGUCGAUUGUUGGAAAGUUUUGGUUCGAAUGUUUGGCGUGGGUCUAGUCAUCGCCUACAUUGGUCUCUGCGGGAUUUGGUAUUGUUAUAAGAACUACUAUUUCUUUGCCUUGGAACUACAGCCGGAAUACAAAAUGUGGUCGAAUGUGAGUCCACACUUUUGGAGCGUUAAACAUUAAUGUUUAGAUUGCAUUCUUAGCCCUCUCUGGCUACAAUUUGGUGAGCAGUAUGAGUUUACUGUGGCUGCUUAGACCUAUACGGAAACUAAUACAGGACGAUCUACAUCAUUAUUUUGGAAUCAGAAGUCAACAAGUGGAUGUUGUGACCAGAAAUGACUUCGACGGCGAAGACCAUUUCGAUUAUCUAAAGAAGGUUUGGAACAUACCAAAGUGA
Messenger RNA from Bursaphelenchus xylophilus (pine wood nematode), 1385 nucleotides. Lineage: Eukaryota; Metazoa; Nematoda; Chromadorea; Rhabditida; Aphelenchoididae. The record is from the annotation of a GenBank genome assembly.